UGACAUAAGUAAAUUGACGUUAAUGACCUAACCUUUUUUUGGUACAAAUUUUCAAGAAAUACGACAGAAGAAAACUAAACAAAGUCGCAGUUUUUAUUGGGAUUUAUUUCACAUGCUUGUCUUUAAUCAAACCAUUAUUUUAGAUCAUCAUCUACAAGGUUAAUAAAAACAUGUUCCGCAACAAUUUGAAAUAUUACAUCCCUAGGAAUGUUGAUAUCUGCCGUGGCAAACACACUAGUAAACUAGAUGCUAUAAGAGAGAAGAUUAGAGAAGGACCGAGUUUUGCUGACUUCGUGUCUGAAGACCGGCCGAAGGAUUGGGAUGAUUAUAAGGGGAAGUUGAAGAGGGAGAAAGGAGAAAGAGAGCGCUUGAGACUUCCACCUUGGUUGAAAACUACUAUACCUACUGGAGCGAAAUUCCAUGACAUCAAGAAACAGCUACGGUCGCUGAACCUGAGCACAGUCUGUGAGGAAGCUCGUUGUCCGAACAUCGGCGAGUGCUGGAGUGGGGGCAAGCACGGCACUUCUACUGCCACUAUUAUGUUGAUGGGCGACACGUGCACCCGCGGCUGCAUGUUCUGCUCCGUGCGCAGCGCGCGCGCGCCGCCGCCGCUCGACGCACGCGAGCCCGCGCGCUCGGCGCUGGCCGUCGCGCGCUGGGGGCUCGCUUACAUCGUGCUCACUUCCGUCGACAGGGACGAUUUACCAGACGGUGGAUCGGCGCAUAUUGCGGAGACAGUCAAAGAGAUUAAAAAACAGAACAAAGACAUACUAGUGGAAUGUCUGGUGCCGGAUUUUCGCGGCAAUCGAGAUAGCAUCGGCCGCAUCGCGGAGUGUGGGUUGGACGUGUUCGCGCAUAACGUCGAAACUGUCGAGAGGUUGACGCCUUUUGUCAGGGACCCUAGGGCUGGAUAUCGCCAAACCCUGAAAGUGCUGGAGACUGCGAAGGAAAUCAACCCUGACCUGAUAACAAAGACUUCAAUCAUGUUGGGUCUAGGAGAAACUGACGAACAAGUCGAACAGACUAUGAAAGACCUUCGCGACGUUGGAGUUGACUGUCUAACCCUGGGCCAAUAUAUGCAGCCGACGAAAAAACAUCUCAAAGUCUUCGAAUACGUGACCCCCGCGAAAUUCAAGCAAUGGGAGGACAAAGGGAACGAAUUAGGGUUCCUUUACACCGCUAGUGGACCCCUAGUUAGAUCUUCGUAUAGAGCCGGAGAGUUCUUUAUCACCAGUUUGUUGAAGGAUCGGAAGGCGAAGAGCUUGUGACCGCUAGAUGGCGUUGAUUAAAGGUAGAAAUAAUUUUCGUUGUGAACGAUAGAUGGCGGUCAUUAAUGUUAGGAUUUUAGGUGACAAUUGUGGAAUUCGUGAUAAAGAAUACUCGAUCUAAUAUUCUAUGUUUUAUUCUAUUGUUAUAUUAAAUUUUACCAAGAUUUUAUGCGAUAUAGUCUAUUCUGAUAAACUUUCACAUUUUCAAUAUUAGAUUAGGAAUAUUUAUUUACACGCAUACGAUGGGUCUGACGAACAAAAUGUUGACGAACAAGAAGAGAACAUCAAAAUGUUAACGAAGAAGAAAAUAAAACUUAUAUUGAUUGUAACAUUUCGACAGAAAUGAAAAUUAAGCAAAUACACUUUUGGUAAGGACAGUGGCGCCCUGUUCUACCGCAUGUCAUUUACACUGUCACGGUAAUAGAGGCGAAUUCACAAUGAUUUUGAGUAGGUUGAUGUGCCGUUGACUGUACUCGUGUUACAAGAAAUUAAUCUAUUUGUAAUUUUGUCCAGAAUGAUCCUUUUAAAAGAAUAAUGACUUUGUAAAUAGUGUAUAGUAUAGAAUAAUCGAGAUAAAUAUAUUGUACAUAAUAUAUUGUAUGUUAUUGUCUUCAGAUCUGUGCUGUCUUAAUUACGAUACCUACCUAUUUAUUACAUUAGUUUCGGUUACAACUAUACAGUAAAAGCGAUGUGCCCGCCCUGUUCUCGUUUAUUUCUUCCCUUGGCGAGGAAAUAGAGAACUUCUCAUCGGUACCACGCGAACGAUUUGAAGAAAAUUCUCGGGAAUUUUCGAGAAUAUUUCCUGCCCAUUUGCGUGCUUUCUCGCAAAUUUCGAAAACGAUAUCGUGCAUCGUUAGUUACAUCUAAAUAUGAAUUAAUAACUCGGUUAAACUAAAAGUCGGCAAUUAAUAUAGCUGCCGCUAGAUGGCGGUGGUCAUUAAGCCAUGUCGCAUGCCAUUAUACAAUUUGUGAAAAUCUAAUAGAAAAAUAAAUGUUUACGAGUGAAACUGAAAUAGACUUUAUUUUUAAAUAGCUUCAACACAUUGCGUUUGUAAUUUAAAAGAGCUAGCUUUAUUUCAAUUUGAUGUUUUAAUAUGUAAAUUAUGUACCUAAUAGAAGAGUGAGAAGUGUUUUUACUUACACUAUAUUAAUAUAAUAUUUAUGCCUUCGAUGUUUAUUGUUGAUCAUAUUUUUGUUAAAAUAUAUAUUUUCAAAAAUA
Messenger RNA from Plodia interpunctella (Indianmeal moth), 2487 nucleotides. It is a transcript of the gene Las, whose product is annotated as Lipoic acid synthase. Gene Ontology annotation, molecular function: lipoate synthase activity; 4 iron, 4 sulfur cluster binding. NCBI's taxonomy places the organism in Eukaryota, Metazoa, Arthropoda, Insecta, Lepidoptera, Pyralidae. Bases 171 to 1268 code for a protein of 365 amino acids. The record is from RefSeq and is a predicted model, not a curated record. The transcript is spliced from 8 exons. Gene Ontology annotation, biological process: lipoate biosynthetic process. Gene Ontology annotation, cellular component: mitochondrion.